UGAGUAUUAUCAGUGAUGAGCAGGCUGAUGAGGAGCUAUAAAAGGACAGAGGAGGCAGAGGAGAGGUACACAGUCGACAAACCUGCACAGGUUCAGAAGACGUCAGAAGAAACAGUGAAGAUGAAGGUGUUUGCUUUCGCCCUCCUGCUCCUGGUGGCCGUCACCUACGGUGAGGCCCUGCAGUGUAUCAACUGUGUCCGGGAGGCUCCUGACACUGGGGACUGUGUGGAGACUGUGGAGACGUGUCCUCCAGAGAUGGACACCUGUGCCAAGAUUACCUACCCCGCCCCCCAUGAGAACACUUUCCACAAAUCCUGCUUCAAGAUGGUGGAGUGUCUGAAGCUGGCCAUCACUCAGGGUCUGAAGGUCAACUGCUGCAACUGGGACAGCUGCAACAAAUAAGACCCCAUCCCGCACCAUGAGAUAAUUCAUGUGACCCAGUUAAAUACAAUAAAAACAACGUUAAAAACGUAA
This is a messenger RNA of Lates calcarifer (barramundi perch), 474 nucleotides long. RefSeq names its product CD59 glycoprotein. NCBI's taxonomy places the organism in Eukaryota, Metazoa, Chordata, Actinopteri, Centropomidae. Bases 16 to 402 code for a protein of 128 amino acids. The record is from RefSeq and is a predicted model, not a curated record. The transcript has 4 exons.